GAUCGAUGCAGGGGCCAAGAGGGUCCCCUCCGUUCCCAAAACCCUAGUCGUAUAAAGAGGAGACGGCGGCCAGGCGCGCCGUCCUCUCGUCUGCUCCCAGGGUUCUUACGGGCUUUCGGCGUUCCGAGCUAGACCAGGACCCCUGCCUCCGAAGUCAUGACGAAGCGCACCAAGAAGGCCGGAAUUGUUGGCAAAUAUGGUACCAGAUAUGGUGCUAGUUUGCGAAAGCAAAUCAAGAAAAUGGAAGUCUCUCAGCAUGCAAAGUAUUUCUGCGAGUUCUGUGGAAAGUAUGCUGUGAAGAGAAAGGCAGUUGGAAUUUGGGGGUGCAAGGACUGCGGCAAGGUCAAGGCCGGGGGUGCUUACACACUGAAUACUGCUAGUGCUGUUACCGUGCGAAGCACAAUUCGUCGGUUGAGAGAAGCAACCGAAGGGUAAUCAGCAACUGGCGAAUGUGCAAUUGUGUGAUUUUGGUAGAGUGAAGUGAGUCAGUAGUGGAUUUCAUAUGUUGAUUCUAAAUCUGGUAACUUGAAUUUGACCAUCAAUGAUGAAGACGAUCUGUUCCAAGUUAAAUCAUAUUUAGGCAUUUGAAUUACUAGAUUGCUUAUGUAUCACACUUGGCCUUUGUGACUUUUGUUCCGAAAGUAAAAGUCAGAUCUUUUUGGAAGCAAC
Messenger RNA from Phoenix dactylifera (date palm), 669 nucleotides. RefSeq names its product large ribosomal subunit protein eL43z-like. Gene Ontology annotation, molecular function: structural constituent of ribosome. NCBI's taxonomy places the organism in Eukaryota, Viridiplantae, Streptophyta, Magnoliopsida, Arecales, Arecaceae. Gene Ontology annotation, cellular component: ribosome. The record is from RefSeq and is a predicted model, not a curated record. Gene Ontology annotation, biological process: translation.